ACGGCGCCCAGAGGCUGUCGGGAAGUAGGCGGGGUGACGUGUGGUUGACGAGCUCCGCGGCGGGUUUACAGAGAUCUGUGACCGGCAGCAGCUGGUGUCUGGGGGCCGCUGAGAGCGAGUAGUGGAGCUGGCAGCGUGGGGCCAGGGCCAUGACGAGCAAUGCCGGGGAGUGGUGCCUCAUGGAGAGCGACCCCGGAGUCUUCACCGAGCUCAUUAAAGGAUUCGGUUGCCGAGGAGCGCAAGUAGAAGAAAUAUGGAGUUUGGAGCCUGAGAAUUUUGAAAAGUUAAAGCCAGUUCAUGGGUUAAUUUUUCUUUUCAAGUGGCAGCCAGGAGAAGAACCAGCAGGCUCUGUGGUUCAGGACUCCAGACUUGAUACAAUAUUUUUUGCCAAGCAGGUAAUUAAUAAUGCUUGUGCUACUCAAGCCAUAGUAAGUGUGCUAUUAAACUGUACACAUCAAGAUGUCCAUUUAGGAGAGACUUUAUCGGAAUUUAAAGAAUUUUCUCAAAGUUUCGAUGCAGCUAUGAAGGGUUUGGCACUCAGCAAUUCAGAUGUGAUUCGACAAGUUCAUAACAGUUUUGCCAGACAGCAGAUGUUUGAAUUUGAUGCAAAAACAUCAGCAAAAGAAGAAGAUGCUUUUCACUUUGUCAGUUAUGUUCCUGUUAAUGGAAGGCUGUAUGAAUUAGAUGGAUUAAGAGAAGGACCUAUUGAUUUAGGGGCUUGCAAUCAAGAUGACUGGAUAAGCGCAGUGAGGCCAGUUAUAGAAAAACGGAUCCAAAAGUACAGUGAAGGUGAAAUUCGAUUUAAUUUAAUGGCAAUUGUAUCGGACAGAAAAAUGAUAUAUGAACAGAAGAUAGCAGAGUUACAAAGACAACUUGCAGAGGAACCCAUGGAUACAGAUCAGGGUAAUAUGCUAAGUGCUAUUCAGUCAGAGGUUGCCAAAAAUCAGAUGCUUAUUGAAGAAGAAGUACAAAAAUUAAAAAGAUAUAAGAUUGAAAAUAUCAGACGGAAACAUAAUUAUCUUCCUUUCAUUAUGGAGUUGUUAAAGACUUUAGCAGAACAUCAGCAAUUAAUACCACUAGUAGAAAAGGCCAAAGAAAAACAGAAUGCCAAGAAAGCUCAGGAAACCAACUGAAGACCUUGCUUUGGGAAUGAGUACACGUUUCUGCUUCUGCACUUAAUUUCCUGGAAACAAUGAGAAACUUUGAGCAACAUCCUAAUUGGCCCAGUGCACGUUUGGCAGUAGCACCAGUCUGUCUUGUCUUUAAUGCAUGAAUUCAUAAACUUUUUCCUACCUGCAUCAUGUGCAUGUAGAGUAUAUUAAAUAAAAAUGAUGGCUAAGAAUUGCUUGCCCCAAUUCUGUUAUUCAACAUUGUAUCUGAGAAUUCCUGUUGAUUCUCUGGUAUUUUAAUUAACUGUAAUGAAGCCUGGGAGAGACACAA
This is a messenger RNA of Elephantulus edwardii (Cape elephant shrew), 1440 nucleotides long. RefSeq names its product ubiquitin carboxyl-terminal hydrolase L5 (gene UCHL5). Gene Ontology annotation, biological process: protein deubiquitination; ubiquitin-dependent protein catabolic process. Gene Ontology annotation, molecular function: cysteine-type deubiquitinase activity; proteasome binding. Bases 150 to 1133 code for a protein of 327 amino acids. The record is from RefSeq and is a predicted model, not a curated record. NCBI's taxonomy places the organism in Eukaryota, Metazoa, Chordata, Mammalia, Macroscelidea, Macroscelididae. The transcript is spliced from 11 exons. Gene Ontology annotation, cellular component: Ino80 complex; cytoplasm.